UUGGUGAAAAUAUAUUUACCUACAAGAAACUCGCAUGAACUUGAAGAAACUUGCAUGAUGAAAAUCGGUAAUGACCGCAUGUGUUAUAUCAUCGCAUAAAGCAUUGCAGUGAAAACAAAAAAUUUCCACUGUUCAACUGCUAUUUUUCAAAUUCAUGUUGGCAAUACUGUGUUGUUUUGGCUAAAGUGAUGUGCGCCGUGCGCGAAGAAGUUUCGCCAUAUUGCUUUUGUACCUUUUAAUUGUGUUUAUUUAGCUAACAAUGACUGACGUUGAGCAAAACGCAAUGAAAAAACUUUGUGAUUUGCGUGUAAUUGAUCUUCGGUAUGAACUUGAAAAACGAGGGUUGGAUCGAACUGGUGUUAAAACAGCAUUAGUUGAAAGGCUUACCAAGGCCAUUGAAGAUGAAGGUAAAAAUCCUGAUGAAUUUCUCUUUGACAUCAUUGCUGAAAAGGCAACUAAGCCACCUGUGAAACGUUCAAGCCGGAAAUUGAAAGAAGAUGAAGCUGAGGCUGUGAAUGAAGAAGAGGAAGAGGAGGAAGAAAAAAAAGUGGAAAAACAGGAGGAGGAAAAGAUUGAAAAGCAAGAAGAUAAAAGUACAGAAAAACAAGAAGUUAAGAAAGAUGAAAUACCCGAAAAACAAAUAGAAAAGCCUGAAGAAAAACAGAUAAAGGAGACUGAAGAAAAACAAGUUGAAAUGCCAGAAGAAAAGCAAGAAGACAAACAAAUGGAAAAGCAGGAACAGGGCGAAGAAGAAAAAGAGAAAGAGUUAAACAAGGAAGAUGCCGAAGAUGUUGAAAUAGAAGAGAAUAAUGCGAAUGGAGAAGAAGAACAGAAAAAUGUUCAAUGUAACGGCAAUGAUGUGGGAGAUGGAACUCUCAAGGACACACUUAUGGAUGAAGGACGUCUUUCUCCACCAAAACCGGAGACUUCUCCUGUAAUUGCUCCUCUAACUGUAGAAGAUGUAAUUAAAUUGGAUACUUCAUCUAAAAUAAAGGCCAGUGACAAUGACUCUUUAAUAGUAAAUCCUGAUGAUACCCAAAGUGAUAUGGAUUCAUCUAUUAAUGAAAAUCAAUCAGUUGAUGAACCCAUGCAAGAAGAUACUGAAGAUCAGGCUCAAUCCAAUUGUCACUCUGUUCCUGAUAAUGCAGAAUCUCAGAUUAAUUCUGAAGAAAAACCUUCAUCACUCAAAGGCUCAAAUUCAGUUUUGGAGGAGGCUUCAGAAGAUAAAACAAUAUCUUCAGAGGAUAACAUACCCAGCGCUGAUCAAACAACUGAUAGUACUACUGCUACCACCAAGCGAAAGAGCCUUGAAGAAGAUAAAUCUGCUACAGAAGGUGAUAAUGUUAAAAGAGUAUCUGCAAGUGGAAAAAAUCUCUGGGUUAGUGGGUUGGCAGAAAAGACACGUGCUAAUGAUUUAAAAUCAUUAUUCAGCAAAUACGGUAAAGUUUCUACUGCCAAAAUUGUGACUAACGCUAAGACACCUGGAGCUCGUUGCUAUGGAUUUAUUACAAUGGCAGUUAGUGAUGAAGCGACACUUUGUAUUGAGAAAUUAAAUCGCACCGAACUGCAUGGUAGAAUCAUAACCGUGGAAAAGACUACAAGGGAACCUACUGGCUCCAUUAAAAGAACAGAGCUUAAAGCAAUUCAGAGCAAAGCAGCUCAAAAGAAGUCCGAAACAAAGAAAAGUGAAGAUAAAAAGGAAUCUGACUCUACUAAAUCAGCUAGUAAAGAUUCAAAAACUACAGACAAAAAAUCUGAGAAAACUAAGUCAGCUGAGAAACCUAAGUCAGACAAAUCGAAGAGUGUGGAGAAAAAUGAUAAAAAAGAAGAUGGCAAAAAAAGAACACCAUCAAAAGAAAGAGAUCACAGAUUAAGAGAUAGAUCAAGAGAGAGGAGACGCCGAGAAAGAAGAACAAGGACAAGAUCUAGAAGCCGUGAAAGAUUUAGAGGAGGACGUGGUACCUUUUUCAGGGGAGGUUUUAAUAGAGGUUUUGGUGGAAGAAGACCCUUUGGAAAUUCGCGCACUUUUGAGAAUAGAUUCAGGGAGCGUGAAAGAUCUCGGGAACGUGACAGAAGAUUUUCUGAUGUUAUUAGGCAAAGAGAAAUUGAACGACAAAACAGGGAAGAAUCAAUUCGAUUAGAAAGAGAGAGAGAACGUUUAAGGGUUGAGAGAGAAAAAUUAGAAAGAGAGCGAGCAGAAGUCCUUAGGUUGGAAAGAGAAAAACAACGCCUUGAACGUGAGCGCUUGGAAAGGGAAAAGGCUGAAUUGCGAAAGAGAACACAAAUGACGCUUGAAGAAAGAAGAGGAAUCAAACGAAGUUUUGAUGGCCCACUUAAAGAAACUGAUCCUUUUUGGGAUGACCGAAAAAGGCAUUCUAAUACUCGAAGAGAUUCUCCUGUAGAAGCCAUUAGCACCUAUGAAGAUUUUGGAAGAGAGCGUAUAAGCUUUAGAGAAGGAAGGGGUGAUUUUGAUAGAUCUAAAAGUGGUGCUAUUUCUCCUCCUUUUAAUGCAUCUUCUAGAAGAGAGAGCAAACGUGAGCAUGAAAGAUCACCUUUUCACCGUGGAAGAGGCUCCCGAGAUGUACCUGAUAGAGGAAGAGGUGACUGGAAGGGCAAACAAAACAGAGACCGAAGUUUUGAAAGAGGGGAAAGAAAUAGCUUUAAUGAAAGAAGCAGAAAUUUCGAACGACCACAUCCUUGGGAAGGUAGUGCACCCGAUAGAGAUCAAAAUAAAUUUGGCAAUGGUGCUCCAUUACCUAAUUCCCAAUGGGCACCUGUUAACAAAGCGCCUGAAAAUUGGGGUAGAGUUGAUCAAGCUCCUCCUCAAGAACGAUGGGGCGCUGUAGAUCGUGGACAACCUGGUUUGGGCCAUCCACCAAAUAUUAGACAUCCACCAAACCAAAUGAACUUGUUUGGAGGACCACCUAACAGUGAUUUAAUAAAUCCUUUGGGGGCUCACUUUUCUGUUGACCAAUUCAAUCCUAACUUGAUACGUCGAUUUUAAAUUAACUUGAGGAUUGCCUUCAUUCCUUCUACAAUUAACUGUACCUUAAAAGAUGUAUGUUUUUCUUUUCACAUCGUAUGUUUAUUGAAUUCCAAUGUUUGAUGUAUUUAGUCUUCAAAUCUAAUAACAUCAUGAAAUAUGCUUUGUUGUAUAUGUUUUUAAAUUUUUCGUUUUGUUAUUAUCUAUUAAAUGUUGGAAUUUGAACCCAAUUACUUUAGAAGUUCUUUGCAAUUUUACUUAUAUUUUGCCAUUAGUUUUUUAAUUACCAAAAUAUUUUGUUAUUAAGUAUGCCUCUAGAUCAAUUUCAUUAAAUGCUCUUUUGAGCGGCAUCUUACACAUUGUCAUGAGUGCAUUGAAGUCAUUGUAAACAAUCUUAUGUUAUAAUAAAUGUGUAUAAAUUUCA
Molecule: messenger RNA, 3407 nt
Organism: Parasteatoda tepidariorum (common house spider)
Lineage: Eukaryota; Metazoa; Arthropoda; Arachnida; Araneae; Theridiidae
Biological process (GO): regulation of transcription by RNA polymerase II; regulation of mRNA processing
Cellular component (GO): nucleus
Molecular function (GO): RNA binding; sequence-specific DNA binding
Source: RefSeq, a predicted model, not a curated record